AUGGCUUCACGAGACUCUCCCGGUUCCCCUCUCUCCUCGGUGGGAUCCCUCGAGACUUCAGAUCAUGAAUCCAUGAAACAUGAAAGCCGCGCGCAUUCUCCCUCGAUGUCUAACAUGCCGCCAUCCAAGCGUCGUCGCACCGGUGGCGCAUCCUGGGACCGUCAAACUCCUCUCUCCUCUACCCAUGACGAAAACCACCCACCUCCCUCCCCGACUGCCUCGAUCUCCUCCGAUAGCUCCGGCGAUAUUCCCAACUCCCCUAGCAUCCUUACCCUCCUUGGUACCAAUCAAGAAGAUGACUACAGCGGCCAAAGCACCGACCAGGUUACUAUUUGCCGAUGGGAUGGAUGCAAUGCUGGCGACCUUGGCAACAUGGAUGGGUUGGUGCAGCAUCUCCACAACGAGCACAUCGGGAGCCGACAGAAACGGUACUCGUGCGAGUGGACGGAUUGCACCCGCAAAGGUCAAACGCAUGCUAGUGCUUAUGCCCUCCGCGCACAUAUGCGAAGUCACACCCGCGAGAAGCCAUUCUACUGCACUCUGCCGGAAUGCGACCGCAAUUUCACUCGCUCUGACGCCCUGACCAAGCACAUGCGGUCUGUUCACGAGACUGACACUAUGCGCCCGAUCGACUCCAUCUCAAAAGUCCACGGCACCCCGGGCAGCACUACUGGCACCCCUGCCUCGAAGUUGCAACGCAUCCGCUUGAAGCUGACCCAGCCCAGGGAGCCGGGAAGUGAGUCUGAGCCACACACCGAAGCAAUCACUAUUGUGCCAACUCCCACCCCCAUCAUAACCGACGCACACGAUCCCGACGAGACCUCGAUGCCAGAGUUUGGCCCGGAGCUCGACUUCGACGAAUCGGAGCUCGCCCUAGCUCCGCGCGACCUCUACCGUCUUCUCCGUCGACAGAUCGCGUGGGCUGGCAAGGAGGCCACACAGCUGCAAGCCGAGUGGGAAAUAAUUCGCCCGCAGCGCGAGCAAGCAUGGCGUGAGAAGGAGGCUAUCUUUGACGACCUCAUUGACGCCGAGAUUGGCUUGUUCAGCGCAAUGGUCGGCUCAGUACCCCCCGUGCACCUAACGACCAGCCUCGAAAAGUUGCAACAGCAGCAACAGCAGUUUCAGAAUCAACAGGAGCAGCUGGCCAAGUCGGCAGAGGUGCCGACUAUCGAGGGCAGCACUUAG
Messenger RNA from Penicillium roqueforti, 1185 nucleotides. RefSeq names its product C2H2-type zinc finger protein. NCBI's taxonomy places the organism in Eukaryota, Fungi, Ascomycota, Eurotiomycetes, Eurotiales, Aspergillaceae. The transcript has 2 exons. Bases 1 to 1185 code for a protein of 394 amino acids. Gene Ontology annotation, molecular function: RNA polymerase II cis-regulatory region sequence-specific DNA binding; DNA-binding transcription factor activity, RNA polymerase II-specific. Gene Ontology annotation, cellular component: nucleus. The record is from RefSeq and is a predicted model, not a curated record. Gene Ontology annotation, biological process: regulation of transcription by RNA polymerase II.